AUGUCAUUACCUCCAUUACCAUUUAAAGUAAAAACCACUGUCUCAUGGGCAGGCGAAGAAGAUGGUGAUUUAGGUUUUAUUGAAAAUGAAAUAAUUGAAGUAUUUUCUAUUGUUGAUGAAAGUUGGUGGAGUGGAAGAUUGAGAAGAAAUAAUGCAGAAGGUAUAUUCCCAAAAGAUUAUGUUGAAAUAAUUGAAGAUUAUAGAAUUAGUCAUUCAACGUCAACUGUUAAUUUAAAAAGUACACCACAAAAUAAGCAAGAAUAUAGGAAAAGUACAACCAAUAUACCAGCUGCAUAUUAUUUAAAGAAUAAAAAAGUCAAUCCAUUGAAUAAUCCAAACUCUUCAUUUGAUUUAGAACAAGAUACAAGUUUUGAUUAUGAUGACCGUAUGAAUAAAUCUUUUCAAUAUCAACAACGUAAAACACAACCAACUAGAAUGAAAUUAACUUAUCAACAACAAGAAGGAUUAUUAAGAGAAAGAGAAAAAGAAAUUGAAUAUUUCAAAGCAAUGCAACAAAAGCAAAAUUAUCAUGUUAAACCAAUUGAUGAAAAGAAAUUGCAUCAAAUCAAUUCACAACAAAAUAUACCAAAAGCAUAUAAUAUUGAAAAUAAAACUCUUGAGAGCUUUCCAGUGAAAAAAACGAAGACAGAGCAAGAUAUACUAAGUGAAUAUGAAGAAAUUGCAAAGAAAAGAGCUCAAUUGGAAGAUGAAUUAAACAAAUUGAAGAAAUUGGAAAAUAGGAAAUCUAAAAGUAAAGAAAGUUUCUCAAUUGAUUCUUAUCAAAGUAAAUAUGAUUCAAGAGAUAAUUUGUCAAAGAAAAUUUCAAAAAGCUAUAUUACAGAUGAAGAUGAAUCACCAGAUUAUGAUGUAGAAUCAGAUGAUUCAAUUCCACCACCACCACCUCCAAAACAUUCAACACCAAGAAAACAAUGUGAAAAUGAUGAAGCCUAUCUUAGAAUCUAUCAACAACAAGAAGAGUUGAAAAAUUCAAUAAAAUCAUUACAAAGUGAUGUUUUAAAUUUAUCUGAAAUAAGUGCAACUAGUGCUGGUUCUUUUAUAAGGCAUAAAUAUGAUAAAGGUUUACAAGAAUCACAAUCAAGAGUACAAGAAUUAACACUUGAAGAAGAACCGAAAUUUGACAUAUUGAAUUCUGUAUUUGAAGAUAAAAAGAGUAAUCAAGGCUUUUUUAAAAAGUUGUUACGUAAAAAUCAAGAAGAGUUAAAUCCCAUCGAAAGACGUUUUCAAAAACAAGAUGAAAUUGAUUGGGCUACUUACAAACUGGAUAUAAAUAGAAUGAAUUCAUUAACUUCACAAGACAAACAUGGAAGAACAAAAAGAGUAGUUAGAGAAGAAGGGAAUCUUAUUGUCAAACCAUUAGAUUUUAUUUCAGAAAUCAAUACAAAUGAAACUUUCCAAAAUGAACAAGAAGAAUUGGAUUUGAAUGAAAUUGCUUAUUCAAAAUGUGAGGCAUUUGUUUCAAAUUACGAUGUAUCUCAUGAUUUAAAUGAUUUUAUUUCAGAUGUUUCAAUUAAAUUUUAUGAAUCACCAAUCAAUAAAAUUAGAUGUAUUAUAUUACAUUUGUCAAAGUUCAACAUAAUUGAAGAAAAUUCUAAAAUUUCACAAAUAAAACCUAAAUUAUUAGAUGUGCAACUAAAAGGAGAAGCAUCAAUAUUUCAAUUAAACUAUAUAUUCAAGAAAAUGUUGGAUGCUCUUCGAAUUUCAUCUGAAGUUGUUUUAGGAUUUUGGAAAAAACCAAAUGAAUUUUAUCAUAAUGAACAAUAUGUAAUUAACCAUUGUUGGUUAUCCAUUUUAAUUAAUAAUAAUUUUAGGCUAAUGGAUAUUUAUAAUUUCAAACAUGGUUCAGUUUGUAAUAUCAAGAAUCAAAAUGAAUUUUAUUUUUUAUCUGAACCAUUAUCAUUAGUUUCAACCCAUAUUCCAUCAAUAAUUGAUUUACAACAUGUAAUGCCACCGAUUGAUCCUAAUAUAGCAUUUUAUUUACCAAGAACAUAUUCAGGAUUUUAUCGUAGUAACUUAUCAUUUAAAAAUUUUAAUAAUGCAUUAACAAGACUCAAAGAUUUAGAAAUUUUUGAGAUUGAAUUAUCAAUUCCAAAUGAUGUAGAAUUAUUCACAUUAAUUAAAACAUCAAAAAUUACAACUAAUGAAUUAAGUCUUUGUCAAAUCAAAUGGGUAAAUCAUAAAAGAGUAGCAAAAAUUAAAGCUGUUUUACCUGAAAAUAUUCAAAUUGGAGUAUUACAAAUUUUUUCAGGUCAAAAAGGUUUACAAAAAGUAUUUGAUAAUAUUCAUGAAUUAUCAGUUGUUAUACCUUUAUAUCAUGAAGGUGUAUCGAAAAAGACAAAAUUUGUUCAAAGAUUUCCAACUGUUCAAGCUCAAAAUAAUGAUUUAUAUAUAUUGAAACCUCAAACUGAUAAACUUAUAAGUAAACAAAUGUAUACAUUUGAAGUAGAACAAUAUCCUUCAAAUGGAAUAAACUCAAGCUCUGGUUUUAUGUUGCAAGAUUUUAAAUUAGUCAUUGAAUCACCACUGGGUAAAUACUUUAAAUUACAAAAUAAUGAUCCAUCAAAACCUUUUGGUGUAUUUUCAGCUCAAAUAAAAUGUCAAGAACUAGGUUUAUAUAGAGGUUUAGUUAUUGGAGAUAGUGGUAAUAGUUGGUAUGUGUUUGCUCAAUGGACACUGGUAAAUCAAGUUGUAGAUGUUUAA
Messenger RNA from Insectozyma verbasci, 2718 nucleotides. NCBI's taxonomy places the organism in Eukaryota, Fungi, Ascomycota, Pichiomycetes, Serinales, Debaryomycetaceae. The record is from the annotation of a GenBank genome assembly.